UCUCCCUUCAAGCAACCAAGCAACAACAACACCAAAAAAAACUCUCUCUCUCUCUCUCCCUCUUUUAUCGCUAUUUAUCACUCUCUCUCUCUCACACACACACGCAACUUCACUCUACACUGCAAAAUCUUGCUGUUUAUAUUCUCCAUCUCCAAUGGAAAUUUCAAUUUAGAGCAAGAUAAGAAGAUUAGGAUUAGAAGAGAAAAGAGAGAGAUGAUGAAACAGAACACUUAUUCUUCCAUGUUAACACCUAGAGAGAUUGAAGUUCUUGAAAUACUUGCUGAACUUCCAACUCUAAUCUUGAAAUCGGAGAGCAGCCGUGGGUUCCCAUUCACGUGGGGCCGCAAGAGGAGGAGAUCUGCCAUUCGCGUUGCUCCAUCACCGUCGUCUCCUCCGCCGCUCAAAGCAGAGGCUUCUAGUCCUGCAACCCCUUUAUCAUUCUCCCCAAGUGAGUCUGAAGAUAAGCACACACUCUUCAGAAGAAACGUCUCACUCAAAAGGAAGAGAGAACAUUAUCUUAAGAUUACAGAAGAGCUGACCAAAGACAACAAUUUGCUCCAUGGAGAGAUAAAGAAUGUUAAGCGUUACUUGGAGAAGCUGAAGGACUACAAUUUGAAGUUGAAAGCAAGAGAAAAAGAGCUAAGACUUGGUCCAAAUCAAAAUCAAAAUCAAAAUCAAAAUCAAAAUGGUCUCCUACAUGAGAAACCGCAGGUGCAAUUCUGCGGCACGGCACAGCAUCUACCGUUGAUCAUGAAUCAGACCACUGGGCCAACCCAAAUCAGUGGCGGCGAGGAGUUUCGGAUUGUGGAAGCAUGUGAGACAGCAACGACGUCGUUGGGAGUGCGAGCCUCAACCUCAAGUAUGAGUGCAUUGGGCAUGGCCAAUACUAAUAACAAUGCAAUGGGCCCAAUUGGAAUUCCUGAUCUGAACGUACCAGUAGAUGAGUCAACGGGAAUGGGAAUGGGAAUGGAGUGUAGUGAAAUAGUGGAUUUGAAUGUGAGAAUGGCUAACAAGGAUCUGAGUAGGGCCAUGGCAGCUCUGGCGAGGCAGAAUAGGCUUCAGAUUUACAGGAUCAAGAAUCCAAUUGCAAAUAGUAAAACCCGUUACUCUUUUAGAUGAUAUAUUAUGAUCAUUAUUAUUAUAUACGUACGUAUGCUUCUUCCUUUUCCUUUUUCUCAAUUGUAUUUUUGUUUUUGGCUCUUCUUUUUUAAGCUCUUAUCUUCAAUAUGGUUACUGCUGAUUCUAAACAAACAAAAAUUUGGACGGGUACUUAAUGGGUGUUACGGAGAGUGUACUCAAUAGGGAGGCCUUAGUGGAGAGUUUGUCGCAUUUAUGUACCAUAAAUCAUGAUAAUAUCUUUUCUGAUUCCGAGUUUUUAGGUAAUUUAAAAAACUCGAAUUAGGGUAUAUUUGCAUCAUUAUUCACUAAUAAA
Molecule: messenger RNA, 1432 nt
Organism: Gastrolobium bilobum
Lineage: Eukaryota; Viridiplantae; Streptophyta; Magnoliopsida; Fabales; Fabaceae
Exons: 4
Coding region: 214-1119 (301 amino acids)
Source: RefSeq, a predicted model, not a curated record